Messenger RNA from Spinacia oleracea (spinach), 2499 nucleotides. RefSeq lists its product as uncharacterized. Lineage: Eukaryota; Viridiplantae; Streptophyta; Magnoliopsida; Caryophyllales; Amaranthaceae. The transcript has 2 exons. The coding region runs from base 752 to 1918 and encodes 388 amino acids. The record is from RefSeq and is a predicted model, not a curated record.
UCUUUUAAUUCAAUAUUUAAUUAUGCACCAUGUGUGAAAAGGAUAUUGGAGAGAAAGAGGGAACCAUUGACCAUGUGUCAAAUCAAAAGGAGAAGGGAAGAGAGGCAGAAGAGGUUACUCCAAUAUCAGAGUAUGUACUUCAUAUUCAAGGAUGGAGGGGUACGAGUAUAUCUCCCGCUAUGGGAAGAUCCUCUAAAAUUGAAAAAGAAAAUGAGAAGACUGUCCUAUAUUGUUGGUGCUCUUACGAGUUGUGGGGGGUAUAAAUUAGACUAUACUCUGUCGGUAUUUCUAAAUGCAUCACUUAAAUGUGCAUAUAAUUUUAAGUGAUCCAUGCAAAAGUAUUAUUAUAUGUUUCAAGUGGUCGAGUAGAUAGUUUGUUUAUUAAAGAAAAACAAUAAUAGAGAUAAUGAUAGUGAUAACAUGUGAGAGAUGAUGAUGUUAAGAUAUGUUAAGAUAUUAGAUACGAAGUAUUAUUCUGUGAAUAUUCUGUAGAGUCCUAACUAUGGUAUGUUACCUAAUGCAUGUGUACCUAGGGUUUAGGUAACUGAGUUGUACUAUAUAUAUACGUGUGUGAUUAAUGAGAAUGAUACGAGAUUACACAAUAUUUGACAUGGUAUCAUGAGCCUAGGUUAAAAAUCCUAGAUUUUUUUUCCGCAAGAAUUUGAGAGAGUGUAGCCGAGUAUUGAGAACAGCGAAUUUCUUCGCUUGUUGAGUAUUGAGAUUAGGAGUUAACAAUUCCUUAAGUAUCACCAUGAGUUCCGAUGAGGAGGCACCACCAAAGGUCAUCGCCGCCGCCGUCGACCUAGACUACUAUCUCGGGUCAGGCGACGGCCCCGGUAUUGUUAUCACCCCUGUGAAACUGAGAGGAGCAUCGAACUACGAUGAAUGGGCCAAAGCCGUUCGUCGCUCGAUAAUUUCAAAAUUCAAAUUUGGAUUUCUUGAUGGUUCUGUGAAGGAACCCGUUACGGACGCGACGAAGAUGAAACAUUGGAUUGCGGUCAAUUCGAUGGUGGUGUCUUGGAUCACAAACACCAUAGACGAGAGUUUGAGUUCGAAUCUGGAAGACUUUGAUAUUGCUCACGAGUUGCGGAGUCAUUUGAGGACGCGGUACUGCGUCGUGACAGGCACUAGGGUCUGCCAUAUUAAGAUGGCUCUGAGUGGCUGCAAGCAGGGCACGUCUGAGGGCGUCAUGGAGUACUAUGGCCGCUUGUCGAAGGUAUGGAAGGAGUACGUACAGUAUGCACGAGUUCCAAGGUGUAUAUAUGCGGGUUGCACGUGCAACAUAGCGAAGCAGGUGGGGGACAUUCAUGAUGAAGAUCGUCUGCACUAUUUCUUAAUUGGCCUAGACGAUCACUAUGAAGCCAUUCGUGCACAACUGUUAGCAAGAUCGCCGUUGCUAGGCCUCGACGAGGCAUACCAGACGGUUAUGAAUACCGAGACCAUGCGCGCCAAGGCAACGAGAGGUACGGAGAGUGUCAUGGCGUUCAAGGUCGAGACUAAGGGUCGGUCGAGGUCGGGAGAUGCGAGUGACAGAUUUUGUGGUCAUUGCAAUCGUGAGGGUCAUGAGGAAGAAACUUGUUAUCAGCUGAUUGGUUUUCCCGAAUGGUGGGAUGAGAAGAAACGAGGUGGAAGAGGGCCUGGUCGAGGAGGCAGGACGUCGAUUAGAGGAGGCAGAGGAGCUCGUAGGGCUGCGUCGUCGACCAGUGGUGUCGCUCGUGCCAAUGCCGUGAGUAAUACCACAGGAGGGGCGACAGCCACUGUGACGAGUGGAGGCGGAUCGCAGGGAGUAGUGACGACAACCAAUCAUGAGCUUGUUGGUGUGACGAAGGAGCAAGUCCAGCAAAUUGUUGACAUCUUAUCACGACCACCAAACAAGUUGCAAGGACCGCUCGACGAGGAUGGUGAUUGGCGUGGGUGAUCGACAGGAAGGACUAUAUUUUUUCCGUGGGGCUCCAAGGGUUCGUGUGCUAGCAGUGGAGUGUGUGGUCGACUUGUGGCAUCAACGUAUGGGGCAUCCGUCGGAAAAAGUGUUGCAGUUACUUCCUCCUGUGAGUCAUAAGAUUAGGAAGAAUAAAAACAUUUGUGAUGUAUGCCCACGAGCGAAACAAUGUAGGGAGAGUUUUCCAAAUAGUGAUAGUCGUGCAAGUCGCCCAUUCGACCUUGUUCAUCUUGACUUAUGGGGGCCUUACAAAACACCCUCGUCGAGUGGGGCGAAGUAUUUUCUUACCAUUGUGGAUGAUUAUUCUAGGGGUGGGUGGAUUUAUUUAUUGUGCAAUAAAAUGGAAGUUGAAUCGUCGUUUCUUAAUUUUGUUGCCAUGAUUCAAUGUCAGUUUAAUCGAUCCCUGAGAGUUGUUCGCAGUGACGAUGGUACUGAGUUUAAUUGUUUGCAAGGUUAUUUCUUUAAAAAUGGGAUUCUGUUUGAGUCGUCAUGUGUUGGGACACCUCAACAGAAUGGGAGAGUCGAGAGGAAGCACCAACAUAUUUUAAAUGUUGGGAGAG